This is a messenger RNA of Pseudozyma hubeiensis SY62, 3225 nucleotides long. RefSeq lists its product as hypothetical. NCBI's taxonomy places the organism in Eukaryota, Fungi, Basidiomycota, Ustilaginomycetes, Ustilaginales, Ustilaginaceae. The transcript has a single exon. The record is from RefSeq and is a predicted model, not a curated record. Gene Ontology annotation, molecular function: protein binding. Gene Ontology annotation, cellular component: endosome. The coding region runs from base 1 to 3225 and encodes 1074 amino acids. Gene Ontology annotation, biological process: protein transport to vacuole involved in ubiquitin-dependent protein catabolic process via the multivesicular body sorting pathway.
AUGACGGACGCACACCAGUCGCCCCUGCUGCUCCUCCCUCUCAAAACAACAGAGGAAGUCGACCUGGGCUCGGCAAUCAAGUCUCUCAUCGCAAACAGCUACGGUGAAGAUCCUAAGAAGUACUCUGAACAGACAUCGCAGCUCAACCGUGCACGUCAAGAUGCGGUCAAAGGUGCUGCCUCGGAUGCGACGGGGAGAGAUCUCCUCUUCAAAUGGUUUCACAUGCUCGAGAUGCUCGAACUUCGUUUUCCAGAGCUUCGAGUGCCUUUUCCUUGGAAGGAUGCCUUCACACAGAAGGCCAUUUCCCAGUCGAGCUUGGCGUACGAGAAGGCCAGCAUCAUCUUCAACAUCGCUGCCACACUCUCAUCGCUAGCCUCGACUCAGCCCCGCAUGUCGGGCAACGCUGACGGUCUCAAACGUGCAUACACUGCUCUUCGUCAAGCAGCGGGAAUGCUGAGCUACAUCAACGAAAACUUUCUUCAUGCUCCUAGCACCGAUAUGAGCAAGGACGUCGUGAAGUGCCUGGUCGGUAUCACGCUCGCACAGGCAUCUGAGGUGUUCUUGGAGAAGACGCUCGAAGAGAAGAAGGGCCCUGGUUUGAUCUCGAAGCUCGCUAGUCAGACCGCGGCAGCGUACACGGGGCUGGUCGAGGACUCUCGUGAACACGUCACCAAGGGCGUGUUUGAACGUUCUUGGACCUAUCUAGUUCAGGUCAAGGCGAGGCACUUCACCUCGGUCAUGCAGUACUACAAGGCUCUUGCAGACGAUGCGUCAGGAUCGCACGGCGCCUGUCUUGUCCGCUUGACGGUAGCAGAGACAGCAGCAAAGGAAGCACGCAAUUUGCUGACCACCUUCAGCGCAUCAGCAACGGCAAGUGUUGCUGCCGACCGUCCUUCGUUGCCCAGCGAUGCAGCCUCCGCCCUCGUCGCCAUCGUCAACGCCCAAGUCGCUCGAUGUGCCGAACGUAAAGAGACUGCAGUUAAAGACAACGACCUCAUCUACCACGACAUUCUUCCUUCCGAAUCAUCGCUCCCUGCCGUCGACAAAUUGGUUGCUGCCACCGCCAUUCCGAUCCAGGAGAUCUUUUCAGCUCCCGAAGUGCAGCGUGUCAUCGGUCCCGACCUCUUUCAGAAUCUUGUGCCCUUGGGUGUACACGAAAAAGCGUCUCUGUACUCGGAAGAGAAGGCAAAGAUUGCUCGAGCCGAAUCGGAACGUCACGAUCUUGCGACGGGUGAACUGCAAGCUUCGCUCGAAUACCUGGGCUUGCCUGGAAGCCUCAAAAAGUACCGUGCACUUGCGCAGGGAAGCGGGAGUAGUGCGAUGCUGGACUCGCUGGCUGAUCCGGGUUCCGAGGUGAUGCGCUGGUCGAACGAAGAAGCGGAGGGCGGAGGGGGUCGAGGUGCUGACGGGCUUGGGGUGGGUGCGGCUGGGGUCGACUCGGCUUUGCAAAAGAUCGAGAGCAUCAAGUCUCAGGCCGCGAACGAUAUCGAUGCGGCGCUGGCUGCACUCGACGACGAGAACCGAGAAUGCGAGAAGCAGCGCGUUCGAUUCGGUCACAAGUGGAAUCAAGACCCUUCCGGACUGCACACGAAAGAGAUGCGACUCAACCUCAAGGAGAACAAAGAAGCCAUGCAACAAGCUUCCCAGAACGAUGCGCAGAUCGGAAAGCUUUGGAGAUCCAUCCGAGAAGAUGUUCAGCUGCUGGUUUCCGGGCGCGAAGCACUCGAAGCUGCGUUUGCGGCCGCGCUUACUGGACAGACGGGGUUGUAUGGCGAAUCGAAUGCCCCCGCUUCGCUCAUCGAUAUCUCGGCCGACGAAGAGAAGGCCUCCGACAGCGAGAUCGCCGCUGUCAAAGCCAAACUUUCGCAGAUCGAUGAAGCGCUUCUCAAACUGAACAAGAUCAAGAAGGAACGCGGAGAAGUCCUCGCCGACCUCAAGGAAAAGAUCCAGACCGACGACAUCUCGCAAGUCCUCGUCCUGAAUCGGCGUGCUCAGAACGUCGAUUCGUCCAUCUUCGCUGCCGAGCUGGAAAAGUUCAAACCGCACCAGAACAGGAUCGCGGUGAGUCUGCAUCACCAACAGUCGCUACUGGCAGAGGUGGAGACGACGUUCAAGGAGUUGGCCGAGCUACCUGCGAGUCGAUCUGCCGGUGCGAAGUGGGAUGAGAAGGAGAAGGCGAGGAACAAGCUGGUGGCGAGGUUGAGGAGGGCGAGGGAUUCGAAUGCUCAGGUGAGGGCUGGGGUGGCGAAAGGCUUGCAGUUUUAUGCGGAUCUGCAGGAGAUUGUGAAGGCGACAAGGCAGAAUGUGACGAGAUAUGUGGGGGAUAGGAAGACGGAGAGGCAGAGGUUGGUGUCGGAGUUGGAGUGGGAGGAGAAGGGGACUGGAGGUGGUGGUGGGGCUGACAGGUUGGCUGGUUCGAUGGCUGGUUUAAGUGGACUGGGUAGUGGUGGGCCACCGCCUCCACAAGCUCCGGGUAGACAGGCGAGCUACGGAAGCGCGUAUGGAGGAGGUACACUCGGUCCUUUGUCGCCGGGCCCUCCACCAGCUGCUCUGCCAGGAGCAAGACAACUACAGUCGGCGAGUCUACCACCACCUCCUCCGGUGCCUCAUCAGCAGCCGUACCAGCAGCAGCAAUCGCAUACGGGUGUUGCUCACGAUCCUUACAACUCGAUGUUCUCCACCGGUCCAUUUAUGGAUUCCCGCUUAUCACCUGCUCCUCAACAACCUCCUCCACCCCAACAACGUCCACCUGCACCAUACUCCCCACUCGGGUACGAUGCACCCCAACGUUCAGUGUCAGGAGGAACGGGGCUGCCACCUCCACCGCAACAGUUCCAACCGAGUUUCGCGCAGAGCAGUGCUUCGCCCGCGCAGUCCAGGUACGCUUCCCCUCCACCGCCGGGUCCGGCGCCGAGCCAGCAAGGAUUCGGUGGUGCGGGUGGGUACGGUAUGCCCCCGCCGGGUCAAGGCGGGUACGGAGGUUCGCAGGGGUAUGGAGGAGCGGCGCAGGAGUAUUCGGGUGCGCAGGCGGCGUACGGUGGUGGUGGGGCAGCGGGCGGGUACGGUCAGUAUCAGUACGGGGCUGCACCUCAACAGCAGCAGGGGUACGGGGCGAGGGCUCCACCUCAGCCGCCUCAGCAGCAGCAGUAUCAGCAGCAGCCGUACCAUCAACAACAGCAUCAGGGAGGAGCCUAUCAGCAGGGCGGGUAUCAACCACGCUAUUAG